UUCGGAAACGAACGAUAACGAGGCGCUUGUGAGGUUGUAUGUCCCUGUUUUUCCGGGUUCAGUUUCCAGAUCAGAUCAGCUUGCCAGGAGGACGGGCGGAAGCACCACUCACACAUAACAGUACUCUACCAUGGCAGCCAGACAUGGACAAAAUACUGCAAACGGAAUCAUAUCAAUAAUAGUCUUGGUGUUCGGAGUUAUCAUCAGCAGCGUGGCGAGUGCAUUACUUCGAAAGUUCAUCAGAAAUGACGAGGGAGACGUCAGCAACAUCGUCGACACCACCAGCCACCGCAGCGUAUUUCCCUACGCAACGUCGCCGAUAUGGACGCUUGGCUUGUUUUACGUCUUCCCAGGCCUGAUUGGUUUCAUCUCCGCCUUCGUCAAACAGAAAGGAGUGUACAUCGCUCACAUGGUGUUCAGCAUCAUUUCGCUCGUCGUCAUGGGGAUGUUCUUCCUGGUUGGGCAGCUGGCUAUCUUGCGCCUCGCCACCACCGACAUCAGCGAGUGUGUCCCCGUGGGAAGUAAAUGUCAGUGCUCGAAUUCUGGGCCCGUAUCAAUGACUUGUGACGACAUGCGCAGCAUCUACACCAUGACCAUCGUUCUCGCUCUCGUCUUUGUCGUAGCAUGGAUUCUCUCCCUUGUCGGCACUAUCCUGUCCGGCAUGCUCGGCUGCAGACGUGAGCCUGUGGGUAUCAUCAUCCAGAGAUCCCCCAUGACCACCACCGUCUACAGUGUGAAGCCGGGGAUGAUACGGACGGCUCCGACGGGCUACACUCCCCUCCAGGUGGAGUAUCAACCCCAGACGCGAGACAACGCUAACCUUGUCACCAACAUGUUCUAGUGCACCGGAGGAUGUGGUCGAUUACUCUCCAGCACUAAAACUGAUGUUUCUCGUCAGAAGCUUGUUUUGAAAUGACCAGGCAUCUUCGAAAUCUCUCUUAAAGUCCAGUUUCCACUCUUGCCGAACUGGGCUUGAAUUUCUGGGCUCGAUCGUAGCGCUACCAAUGGCUAUUACGGGCUAUAUCCCUUCUAUGUCCCUCCUAUUGACCAAUCAGAUUCCACCUGUCAUAUCAUAUUUCUUUCAAGCAAAAUGGCGGCGCCCAGUUAAGGCGAUCUGACCGAUGAUCAAGAUAUAUAUUGUAAUAAAGCGGAUCUAACCUCGCAAAGUGCAUCAAAUCACGUGAGCACCUUGAUUAAAAACAUGAAAAGAUUUGUAAAAUAUCUGUCAACGCCCAGUUGACGACACACAUCUUUUUCAAAUCCUGCAGUCGACCGAAAUCUGCAUGUUGAAAUCCAUUUUCUUUAUGAACCGGAUGUCGAUUUCGUUACGCGUUUUCGAUUGGACUAUGAAUAGUCUCGUUAAUCCAGCCAAAAUAUAACUCCACAAUCGCAGUCAAGUUCAGCUGGGUUGGGAACCCUUGCGUCGGGAAGAUGUGACCAGGUGACCUGGCUUUUUUUCUCAGCUGAUUCUAUAUCGCUUGCAAUUUCACAUAUGAUCUUGCAGAUCACCUCAUAAAACUCCUCUUUAAAUGAACAUGGGUCCAGAAUGCCCAACCUUUCUGUCAAAAGUUACGUCCCUCAACUGCCAGGAUCAACGGCCGUGAAUUCGUCUUCAAAAUUCGUCCCGAUUAUGAUCCUCGGUUUUUCAACACCUCAACCGUGCUUUUGGCUUUCAUCAAACUGGUGAUUAAACGUCUGCAUCUUGGGUGACCUGUGGCUUUCCCACAUUCAAAUGUUGUUGUAUUCUCUCGUUCUACACGUAUUCAUUCACUGUGGCGUUUUAUACUGACUUAUAUGAUACUUGCUGGGUCUGCGAAUUAGUCGGAGGUAAACUGCCGGGCAACGAAAGUACACAUUUGAAAAUUGGAUUUGACGUUACAAGGUUGAAAUCAGUCACCUGUUGUGAGAUACCCAUUGAUAUGAAGCAUGUAAUAUCGCCAAUGACAUCAUCAUCACAUAGAUUUCCAUCGCAUAACAAUGUUUUGUUUAUUUCAUUUUUAGCCAGCUUCAAACAUGGGUGUAUACUAUCUCUUGCCCGGAAGUUUAAAUUCUCUCUGAAAGUCGAGUAAUAUUGUGUAUCUGUGUUGUUGUUGUUGUUAAGCCUUUUCAUGAGCUGUGCAGAGUUGCGUCCCUUGGGCACGCCAGAAACCUAUGAUUGUGGGAUCGAAUCCCGGUUCGCCCCGAUUAUGUUUCUAGGUUUGUCAGCGCCAUACCCGUGCUCGUGGGUUUCACCGAAGUGGUAAACGUCUAAGACCUGCAUCACUUCAGGCUUUCCUCUCACAUUAAGCUGACACGCCGUGAUAUAACUGAAAUAAUGUUCAAAGCCGCGUUAAACCCAACUCACUCACUCACUCAUUAAGCCUUUUAAGUAUAUAGUACAGCGAUUUGGGGACCUUUUUAUGAAAAGCAUGCUAAACAUUCGCUCGAUAAGGUCGGAGUUUCAGAAUGCCGUUAGCGUUGUUAAAAGUGAGGCUGUGACAUGGAAGCGUUGUGUCCAUAAAUAGGUAGCAUUCCUGAUGACAAGAGGAAUAACAUUUACAUACUGUUCACUGUGAGCAUUAACUCUCCAUGCUCAUUCGCACAUUCGGAGUUCUGUUGAAUUAAACUGACGGUCAAAGAAAGUAGGGCGGUCGGGUAGCCUCGUGGUUAAAGCGUUCGCUCGUCACGCCGAAGACCCGGGUAAAAUGUGUGAAGCCCAUUUCUGGUGUUCCCCGCCGUGUUAUUGCUGGAAUAUUGCUAAAAGCGGCGCACGCAAAAACUCUCCGGCGCACGGAAACAGUUAGUUGUCUGAUGACGUCACGUGGGAUACAUGGCCAUUCUUCUUGGAGGACCUGGAUCAGGACCUCGUUGGCAGGAUGAGGUCGCUGUCGAACACGACGAUCCAUGACAUCCCAGAUGUGAUCUAUGGGGGACAUGUCUUCAAUGGACGUAGUUAGCCUGGGUCUGCCUGUUCUUGGCCUGUCUGAUGUCUGUCCGGCCUGUCUGUGACGUUGCAUCAGGUUGUUACAACAACAAGGGAGCAACAAACGUUUUAUCAAUGUGGGCACGGGAGGCUCCCAUCUGUAUCAUGUUGGGCAUUUUUGUGGAGUUCUUUAUCAGUGUUAAUGUCUGACGCGUAGUUUUCGCAUUUGUUUCUCAAAAAGCCGUGUCGUGGACGUAUAUCGCUUUCUGCGCAGAGCAUUGCUUCGGUUUGAACUUGUGUUUUUAAAGUUUUGCAGUUUCAUUUAUAAAGUUGUGAAACUUCUUCUAAAGUCUCCAGAACACAAUUUUAUGUGCGCUUAGCUCAGUACUCAGUUAAGCUCAGCUCUCACGUGAUAUCAGUGUUAAAUAAAACAAACCUUCAAUCGACAUAAUAUGUUCUUCCCUUUUUUCGAUGCAUUAAUGUGGCCGAAAACAUGCAUUACUAAAUACUAAAAUUCAGGUCCUGUAAUAUGGAAAAAAGGGAUGACGUGGAUGGAUGUAUUGUAUUAUGGAACCAAUUACUUUUUAAUUGGGAACAAAUGUCAGUCUUAUUUUCAGUGUAUAUUUGUCUAAAGCAGCCGUAUUGAUUUUCCAGCAGUUGACAAAACGAAGGCAUAUUGUUACUUCGCUUGUUUUCAGAGGGGCGGUACGGUAGCCGAGUGGUUACAGCGUUCGCUCAUCACACCGAGGACUCGGGUUCCAUUUCUGGUGUCCCCCGCCGUGAUAUUGCUGGAAUAUUGCUAAAAGCGGCGUCAAAUCAUACUCACUCACUCACUGUUUUCAGAUAAACAUUCCAAAAAAGCAUACCAACUGGUGUUUUUUUAAUUGUAUGUUUUUGUUCAGUGAAUAUUUGAAAUUACAUCGCUUCUAUUUCAAGGGACCUGGGAGUUUCAGCAGUCUAUGAUAUUGCUUUAAUAAACUCAAAUGUUUAUCUUCA
This is a messenger RNA of Haliotis rufescens (red abalone), 3898 nucleotides long. RefSeq lists its product as uncharacterized. Bases 131 to 841 code for a protein of 236 amino acids. Lineage: Eukaryota; Metazoa; Mollusca; Gastropoda; Lepetellida; Haliotidae. Gene Ontology annotation, cellular component: membrane. The record is from RefSeq and is a predicted model, not a curated record. The transcript has 6 exons.